This is a messenger RNA of Folsomia candida, 3649 nucleotides long. It is a transcript of the gene Ctf4, whose product is annotated as WD repeat and HMG-box DNA-binding protein 1. Gene Ontology annotation, molecular function: chromatin binding; protein binding. The coding region runs from base 208 to 3489 and encodes 1093 amino acids. Gene Ontology annotation, cellular component: nuclear replication fork. NCBI's taxonomy places the organism in Eukaryota, Metazoa, Arthropoda, Collembola, Entomobryomorpha, Isotomidae. The transcript is spliced from 10 exons. Gene Ontology annotation, biological process: DNA repair; DNA-templated DNA replication; mitotic cell cycle. The record is from RefSeq and is a predicted model, not a curated record.
GUGCCGCGAAUCCGCUCUUUCUCUGCUCACAACCCAUAACAUAAGUUAAGCUUGAAACGAGUGACGGGGGCGAUUAUUAUUUUUUUGUAGUUUCGAAAAUUCAAUAUUGGACGCCAAGUAAAUAGAAGAGUGACUGGAGCAGCAAGCCUCUAGGUCAAGGGUAGAUUUAAAGAUAAUUGACGACGUCACGACACGACAAAAGGAAGCAUGAAGGCCCCCGUCAAUUCUCGAUACGUUCACUCCGACGGUGUCACGGAUAUUGCGAUACACUAUGACGGGGAUGGGAAUACUGAUGGAAAAAUUCUUACUUGCGGCUCUGACGGUGAUAUUCGAAUGUGGAACAGUCCGGAAGAUAAGGAACCACUUUUAGUUUUCUCAUCUAGCGAUGCCGGGCUGGGAAUGUGUUGUUACCAGAAUACAGUUUACGUAGGAACCGAAAAUAAUACUGCCGAAUCUUUCUCGCUGCCAUCUGGAAAGGCGGAGAAAGUCAUUACUAAAUUCACAGCAGCAGUGAAUCAUGUUGACGUCUCCCAGAGUGGAGACCUUUUGGUGGCUGGGUCUGGGGACACGACUAUUCAGUUGAUCAAGCUAAAGGAAAGUUCAUCCCCUAUCAAACUUAGUGGUCACACUGCUCCUGUGCUGUCAGUUCUUAUCGAUCCGUUGGAAGAAUUUUUCGUAUCCACUGGCUGCGAUGGAACAGUUUCCAUUUGGAACUUAAUUGGGAAUAAUAAGCAAGUGAAAUCUUGGGAUGAUGUAUUUCCGUCUUCGAAUGACAUUUUGACGAGUAAGACACUUUGUCGACCGUCGUGGAAACCUGACGGCAGCAUGCUUGCUGUCCCACACAAAGGGGAAGUUAUUUUCUACUCUAGAAAUGGUUGGACAGAGACGCAAAGAUUCAAAGUUUCCGAAAAAAAGAUGUUAUCGGUGACGCAGUUUUCUUCCUGUAGUAAAUACUUUGCGGCCGGAAGUUCCGAUGGAACCCUUUUCGUUUGGAAUACGACCAAUUUAAAGUUGAUCUAUGAAAAUUCAGAUACCAGGGAUCACAUUACUGGAGUACUAUUUUCAAAAUCAAGCCAAGACAUUUUUGCAGUUGACAUGAAGGGUCGGUUAAUUUCAGUAAAGAACUUUAUUGGUUCUCAUGAAACUCAAAAUGAAGAUGUUGACAUGGACGAUGAAUUGGGCGAUGAAGUUGAUAAAUUCGUUGAACAGAAUGCUAUCGAGAGUGACCCAUUUGAUGAUGACAUGGAUGAUUUUUUGGUGGAAGAAGGUGGUGGGGAUGCAAAUGAAAUAUCAAUUUCUAAAAUAAAGGCUAUGGCUGGAUUCAUUGCUUCGAAAGAUCAAAAGGAAGAUGUCUUUGUCGGUGUGAAUAAAGCAAGAAAAAGUGCAGGCCUAAAGACUAUUAUCGAGGAUGAUGACGCUGCCAGUGUGUCUAGUUUAGAUAAACCCGAUGAAAAUCCGCCAUUACCAAUUGAAAUGCCUUUCACUAUACCACAAAAACCUUUUCAACCUUCUAGUUCGCCCGAGAAUCUACAAAACAGAUUCAUGGUAUGGAAUGACCUCGGAUUAAUACGACAGUAUGAAAUUGAGGACGAUGAAGUUGAUACAAUUGAUAUUGAAUUUCAUGACGUGUCGUUCCACAAUGGAAUUCGACUUCGAAAUCAAAACGAAUACACUAUUGCAGCUCUGGGAAAAGAAGCCGUAAUUUUUGCUAGUUCAAAUGCAAAUAGCAAAAUUAUGUGCUUGCAUUUCUCAUCCUGGGAUAACACCAAGGAGUGGUUAACAGAUUUGCCAAAGGACGAGGAAGCUACAGCAGUUGCAAUUGGAACAGGAUGGUUUGCUGUGGGUACUAAUAUGAACCGUUUGAGAAUUUUCACAACCGGUGGAAUUCAGAGGAAUAUGCUGGACAUUGGGGGUCAAAUAAUAGCAAUCUCUGGUCAUGAAGAUUUGCUGUUUAUUACAUUCCACACCGGCAUUGGGCUUUAUGGAAAUCAAUGCAUUUCGUAUUCCAUUCUCCGAAUUCGAAGCGGUACUGGAUUGUUUCCUUUGAUUGCCAGUGAGCCAUUGCCAUUGACCCCAAAAUCUGAAAUAUCCUGGGUCGGAUUUUCUGACGAAGGCACCCCAACAGUCUCAGACUCUACCGGAACGGUUCGAAUUCUUAAUGGAAGGAUGUGGACUACAUUCUUGAGCAUGAAAGAGAGUUCUCGAAAUGAGAGUGAUCAUUAUUGGGUCACCAGCCUCAGUGUUUGUAAUCAACAAAUAAGAGCAAUCAAAUGCAAAGGAACAACGUAUCCUCCAACACUUCCACGCCCCACAGUGUUAUUACUAGACGCGAAGCUACCAUUAUGUGAUAUGGAUACGGAGAAAAGUCAGUUGGAAGAUUUGCUAUUACGAUCUCUAAUGCAAAACGCUUUAGCAAAAAAAUUGGACAAGAAAGGUGUGGAUGUUGAGCAGUACCGGGAAAAGGCAGACAAGGAUAUCAAACAAAAUUUGAUGAAACUAUUCGCAAUUAGCUGCAAAGGUGACAAGGAUUUCCGUGCGUCAGAAUACGUUGCAAUGAUGCCAACCACACAUUCUAUUCAAAUCACUAUUAAACAUGCCAAUAAACAACGGAAAAUGGCCUUAACUGAUCGUCUCACUGCCAUUGGUAGAAAAAAGUUGGCCGAAGAGGACGAAAAUGUUGAAGAAGACGACGAUGAUUUUGAAAAUAUGCGAACUGGAAAUGUCAUUUAUUCCAGUUUGUACUCAAAUCUAACAAAUGUUGGAGGAAAUUCUAAUAACGAUUCUCAAAGCACGUCUUACUUAAGCUCCAGUUUUUUGGCUAACCAGUCAACUUCCGAUGUUGUAUUUUUGGAAGAAAAUCCACUGCUCACUCGCCAACGUGCAGAAAUACAAGCGCUGUGCUCCUCUUCUCCGGCGAAUUAUAAAAAUCCAUUCAAAAGAGAUAGCGUUGGGGAUUCGAAAACUAAAUCAAACAAUGCUGUACCAACUAUUCUUGCUGCUGAAAAGACUGAUUUAGAUGGGGGAAAAGGGUUGGCAUUGAUAGACGCGUGGAAAAAACCGUCGCAUAAGCCAACAAUGGAAUUCAACCCAAAAAAUCCAAAGAAUAAAGUUGCUAAAAAGCCUUCUGAUAAAGAUAAAGGUGACAAAACUAACAAAUCUAAAUUGGACAAGUCUUUGACGAAGAAACAGCCAGCUUUAUUUGCAACAAUGAUGACGGGGAAUAAAUCACUGUCAGAGCAACCCAAAAGUCCAGCAAACAUAAAUGAAAAUUCCGAUUCCAAAAGCAUAAUCGAAGAUAUCGAUCCUGAAAUAAAUGCUGAAAUCGAGAACAAUCAUGUCGAAAGGAAAAGAAAGAGAAGCGGCGACAAAUCGAAUGUUGCUGAUAGUGAAGCAGAAAAGAAGUCGAGAAUCAGCUCAAAACUUUCUGCAUUUGCUUUAAAACGGAACGUUAGUGCAGAUGAACCUGACGACGUCUUGGCGGAUGUAUGAAUGACGUAAACCAAGGAAAAGUGGAUUUGUGAUGUACGUGCAUAUGUAAUGCAAUGCUACAUAUUGAACUUAAUGCUUAUGGGCUAAUUAAUUUAGCGUUUAUUAAAUCUCUGUUUAUAGAAAUAAAACUCGUACAUGUCAUAUCUUAACAACACAUAAA